CGCAAAACGAGAGAGGAGAGAAAAUGGAGGCCGCUGCAGUGUUGGGAGCGAGACCAUCUGUUUCAUCAUUUUAUCUUCAUUCACAAACUCAGAGGCAUUGCAGCUUAUACGUCGUCUCCCAGAAGCCUACCCUGCGCUCCGACUACCGCCGCCUAGCAGCUUUCCACUCACCGUCCAAUCUUUUCUCAUAUUCGCCAUUUCGUCCUCAUGCUCGCAGCACCAAACCCCGCAUCUUCCUUCCCCACUUGGUUGCUUCCAUGGAGCAGGUUGAAGAAACUUACAUCAUGGUCAAACCCGACGGCGUUCAACGGGGCCUCGUUGGAGAGAUCAUUUCUAGGUUUGAGAAGAAGGGUUUCAAGUUAACUGGCUUGAAGCUAUUCCAAUGCCCCAAACAAUUGGCUGAGGAGCAUUAUAAGGAUCUCAAGGAAAAGUCAUUCUUCCCGAAACUAAUUCAAUACAUUACUUCUGGUCCGGUUGUUUGUAUGGCUUGGGAAGGUGUUGGUGUUGUUGCUUCAGCACGUAAGCUAAUAGGGUCAACAAAUCCCCUUCAGGCAGAACCAGGCACAAUCAGAGGAGAUCUUGCAGUUCAAACAGGAAGGAAUGUGGUUCACGGGAGUGAUAGCCCUGAGAAUGGAAAACGUGAAAUAUCUCUCUGGUUUAAAGAAGGUGAAUUAUGUGAAUGGGCACCUGUACAAGCACCAUGGCUGAGGGAGUGACCUUUUGACAGGAACAGUUAUCUUGAGCCUUCCAGUUUUGAAUGAGUUCUCUCUUCCAAUCACUUAUAUUUUAUCAGAUAAAUUCUUCAUUUGUGUGGCCCCUAACAAUUCAAUUGAGGCCAUGUGAAAUUGCCAUUUUUCCAUCAGUGAUGUUGUAUGAGAAAUGUUUGGAAAUUUUAAGCUUUAAUGCUUUCUUGUCCUUGA
Messenger RNA from Vitis riparia (riverbank grape), 920 nucleotides. Its product is annotated as nucleoside diphosphate kinase 2, chloroplastic. Bases 24 to 716 code for a protein of 230 amino acids. Gene Ontology annotation, molecular function: nucleoside diphosphate kinase activity. NCBI's taxonomy places the organism in Eukaryota, Viridiplantae, Streptophyta, Magnoliopsida, Vitales, Vitaceae. Gene Ontology annotation, biological process: UTP biosynthetic process; CTP biosynthetic process; GTP biosynthetic process. The transcript is spliced from 7 exons. The record is from RefSeq and is a predicted model, not a curated record.